GAGGGACCAGUACUACCACAGAGAGAUGACUACCUCAUAUUUAGCUCUUCCCUGAGCUACUUAAACAGGGCCAUGCGUUUCCAUUUGUGAGGUGCACAUCCACUCAUACAACCACAGAAGAAAUAACCACCAAUGAUGGUGGGCUGGCGACAAUCGUCAGCAGCGGCCUCUCUGCAGAUGACGCCGGUGACUAUUCUUCUGUUUGUAUGGGUAUUUAGCUGGGGGCAUGCGACGGCAUAUCUUGAUAUUGCUAACAUGACGGAACUCCAAAAACAUGUCUCUUUUUUCGACCGUAACAAGGAUGGAAUUAUUACUCCUUCAGAAACAUUUGAAGGAUAUGUUGCACUUGGUUGUGAUGUUGCAUUUUCUAGAGAGUCUGCCUCCUCGGUACAUGCUGCUCUUGGUCCUAAAACGAGCCCGGUUAAUGCGCCAUUGCCCCAGAUUAAUAUAUACAUAGACCAAAUCCACAAAGGGAUGCAUGGAAGUGAUACAGGUGCAUACGAUGCUAAUGGAAGGUUUGUUCCCCAAAAAUUUGAAGAAAUAUUCAUAAAGCAUGCAAAAGUUAGAUCAGAUGCGCUGACAUCCUUGGAGGUGGAGGAGCUGAUCUUAUCAAAUCGUGAUCCACUAGACCCUCAAUCAUGGGGAGGGCCAGUAAAAGAGUGGGGCCUGUCAUACAAGCUCUCAAGUGAUAAGGAUGGUUUUCUUCACAAGGAUAGCAUAAGAGGCAUAUAUGAUGCGAGUGAGUUUGUCAAGCUGGAGGAAAAACGGAGGUCAUCUCGAAGUGAAAUGUGAUGGGAUUAACAUGAAUAUGAAUUCCACAUAAUUUGGGAAGCAUAUGUGUAUAAAAUAUUAAUUGCUGGUAAAAUACGAUAUUUAUCGGGCAAGUAUAUUUUGUUGCACAUAAGUACUGAAAAAGGAAACACAAUGUGUUUCAGUUAGCUGGUAAAAUACAAUACAUAUUAUUAAGCA
Molecule: messenger RNA, 969 nt
Organism: Lolium rigidum
Lineage: Eukaryota; Viridiplantae; Streptophyta; Magnoliopsida; Poales; Poaceae
Product: probable peroxygenase 5
Exons: 6
Coding region: 133-792 (219 amino acids)
Molecular function (GO): calcium ion binding; monooxygenase activity
Source: RefSeq, a predicted model, not a curated record